CGCCCGGCCCGGCCCGGCCCUCCCCCGGCUCGGGCGAGGAAAUGACCUAAGAGGAAACCUGGGCCGUGCCGGGAGGGCGCGGGAGGUGCCGGCGAUGUCCCGGCGGCCCGAGGACUCGGCGGGGGCGGCCGGCAGGGACUGUCACUAGCUCAUCCAUUGCCCUGACUCUUGCCCUUGGAGGAAACCCGUCAUGGGGGAAACAGGCAAAGAAGAGUACAAAAUACAGUCCUUCGACUCCGAGACUCAGAAGCUGCUGAAAACAGCCCUGAAAGACCCCAGUAAUGUGGACCUGGAGAAAGUGGCCAAUAUUAUAGUGGACCAGUCCCUCAAAGACUCUGUGUUCAGCAAGGAGGCUGGGCGCAUCUGCUACACCAUCAUCCAGGCGGAGAGCAAACAAGUUGGCCAGAGCAUCUUCCGGAGGAGCCUGCUGAACCGGCUGCAGCAGGAGUACAAGGACAGGGAGGAGCUGCGCACCCGCUCACUCCAGGCCUGGAUCUGCUACGUCACCUUCAUCUGCAACAUCUUUGACUACCUGAGGGUGAACAACAUGCCCAUGAUGGCUCUGGUGAACCCGGUGUACGACUGCCUGUUCCGGCUGGCACAGCCCGACAGCCUGCAGAAGGAAGAGGAGGUGGACUGCUUGGUCCUGCAGCUCCACCGCAUCGGUGAGCAGCUGGAGAAGAUGAAUUCCCAGCGGAUGGACGAGCUCUUCUCCCUGCUCCGAGAUGGUUUCCUUCUGCAGGAGGGGCUCAGCUCCCUGUCCCAGCUCCUGCUGCUGGAGAUCAUCGAGUUCCGGGCUGCUGAGUGGAAGAUGACGGACGCUGCCCAGAAAUAUUAUUACAGUGAAGUGACAGAUUAACCUCCCGAGGCAGAGGAAUCCCCAGCACCUUCACCAGCAGGCUUUGUACCAAUUUGGAAUUUUUCACAUUAAUUUUCUAGCACUCCCUGUAAAUAGGAUUUAUACUGGCUAGAGCCUCUCUGCACCUACUGUCAGAUGCAGCUGGUGCUGGUCUGACUUUGGAGGUUCAGAGCAGUGGGAAGGGCACACUUUACCC
Molecule: messenger RNA, 1055 nt
Organism: Camarhynchus parvulus
Lineage: Eukaryota; Metazoa; Chordata; Aves; Passeriformes; Thraupidae
Gene: MIF4GD
Product: MIF4G domain containing
Exons: 6
Coding region: 191-859 (222 amino acids)
Biological process (GO): regulation of translational initiation
Cellular component (GO): cytosol
Molecular function (GO): translation activator activity; protein binding; RNA binding
Source: RefSeq, a predicted model, not a curated record